Molecule: messenger RNA, 8905 nt
Organism: Pocillopora meandrina
Lineage: Eukaryota; Metazoa; Cnidaria; Anthozoa; Scleractinia; Pocilloporidae
Source: the annotation of a GenBank genome assembly
AUGGCAGAUGAUCACGUUUUGCAAACUAAACUCUUCAAUUUCAUUUGCGGUAACGGAGGUUUUGUCGACUUGACUGUUCUUCUGAAAUCAUCGUCGCCUCUAGGAAGCAGAAAAUCCGAAGAAUCAGCCAAGAAAUGGUUGGAAAGUCGUCAGGGACCUCGGGCUGGAUUCGCCUGCGUCAAAGAUCAAAAUGGCAAAAUCGUUGGUGUCCGAGUUGAUUUGCGAAAGAAAGUUUGUUAUCGAUAUGCGACUAAAGGCAUUUGUCGCUUUCGACGACGUAAGCAAGGCAACUGCAAAUACUGGCACAUUUGUAAAACUUUCGUGGAGGGGAGAUGUGACGACUUUUGUGAGCUUUCCCAUGAUUUUUACAGCGACGAUAACUGGGAAAUAGCGGAAGACCUCGACCUUCCCGAAUAUAAAUAUUCAAACGGGGCAAUGAAGAAAAUUGUAUCCUGGAGUUUGCCACAGGUUUGCGAGUUGUAUCAAAGAAAUGAAUGCACAUGGAGCCAAUGUCCAUAUAUUCAUGCUUGUGCCCAGUUUAUUGAAGAAUCUUCACAUUCAAAUUGUGGCUUGUCACAUGACUUGGAGGAUUCUCAUAACUUUAUGAUUCUCGAGAGAUACGAUUUGGUACCACCCAGUCAAGUAAUAAACAUUAAUUUUGUUCGAUCCAAUGUCUUGAUUCUGGAGGAACAGAAACGCAUCAAUCUGCGGAGUAAAAUCUUAGUGCAUGAGGAACAGCAAGUCGAUGACUUACUAAACUAUAAAAUGCCAAGAGCAGCCUCCAUUAGCUGUAUACCUACGGAAAUUGAACCGGAAACAAUGCAUUUAAAAUCCAACAUGUUAAGAGCAAGUGCUGCUGUUACUUCACAGGCUUCAUUACCAUCCUCACAAACUCGAAGUGUUCCCUCGACCCCUUGUUUUCUAACCGAGUGGAGAGUAUUCGAAUGUCUGUGCAAAGAGUAUGGCUCAUCAGCCUCUAUCCAAAAUAUUGCAGGGCGAAAGGAUUUAUUUCCUCAAGGAGUAGAGAGCGCCGUAAGAUGGUUUCGUGAAAUGACCCAGGGAAGCUUCUUGAUAACCAGAGGCAACCAAGGAACGAUUACAGGAGUUAGGGCUUUCUCUGCAAGAGCUCGCAUUUGUGUGAGUUACAAUGAGAACGGAAGAUGCCAUAGAUCUGACUGCUCAUUUCUGCAUAUUUGUAGAGAUUUUGUUACUGACUCUUGUAGCAAUGGCGUAACAUGUCCGCUAAAUCACCACUUUCACAAUCAGAGAGACGAAGCCUCUCUGACCAGGAUCAAGCUUGACCAGUUUACCGAACAGCAGCUCCAACAGCUCGUUCUUUCUUCAACGCCUCGGAUUUGUGUAGAGUACAACAAUGGUAUUUGCAACCGUGGUGACGACUGCAACAGGAUUCACAUGUGUUGUGGUCAUAUCAGGAAGUGUUGCGGUGAUAUGAAAGAAUGCGGCUUGGAUCAUGAGGAAGCCAUGGAUACCAAACACACUCAAGCAGUUCUUGGGCGUUAUUUAUUACACAAUGUUGGAAAACAUGAAGCAAUUGCGAUGAUUCUUGAUGAUAAACUUUGUCUUUCAGGCAAAGAGAAAGCGAAGGGUCAGUAUUUGUUUGUACUCUUCCUCUUUAUAUACUAACAGCGACCCGUGGGAAGUCCAAAUUAAGUGGUUCGUUUUAGCGUGCUUAUAUUAUGAGAAAAUUGAUUAUAAUUGUACUGAGAGGAGUACGGUUUUUCAAGAAUCAUACGUGUAAUUUCAAAUCACAAAUAUAAUUCUCGACAAAUAGAACACGACACGUUGUUCAAUUAUUACUUUUUUUGCUUCUAUUUACUAUACCUGUUGGGAAUUAAAUUCAUCCUUACAAUAACGAAAGCAAAAAUCAGCAAAAAUCGCCACACGACGGCUCAUUAUCUCUCAUUUCCAGAAAUUUGAUCAGUUACUUUGCUUUGAAAUCUAUUAGGUCGUCUGUUUUUAGUGUCGGUUUUCUCGUUAGGUGGGAAAAAGAUGAGAUUUAGAGUAAAAAAAUGGUGCGAUUCGUGAAUAAAUCCUGUGGCCGAGAGCCAAUCAGACUGCAAGAUCACCAACGAUUUCAAAAUGAAUGUGAUUAAGUGUUUUACAGAUUAAUAUUAAUUUGAAUGGUUUUUAAUAUUCAUUUUACUCAUAAGAACAUUGUUUUUUCAUCACCAUGCAUAACAUUCGCAGGACACAUUCACAAGGACAAGCCAGAUGCUUACAUCUGCUCAAGAUUUCUUAUUGACGAAUGUAAAAAAGGCACAGGAUGCCCAGAACAUCACUUGUCUAAGCCGUAUCACUGGCAAUAUCAAGGGUUUGGGUCCGAUGAAUGGAAAAGUUUUGGUGACGUGGACAACUUUGCAUUGGAGAAGCUCUACUGUGAUGUGAAUGUCGAGGCACCAGUUGAUUUCAAGCCAGCACAAUCCCUUGAAGUCUUCUCUCUUCAAAGGCAAGUAAAUGAAAUAGUUCACAAUACUUUUUUUUUUUAUCGAUGGAGUUGGUGGUCAAGACGUUAGUUCCAACAAUUAAUCACCGUGGUAAAGGAAGAUAGUGUGGCCUCCACCUUUUACUUUGCCCGAAGUUAUAAAUCGUUUUGAUAUACGCACAAAGUUGAUGUUGAGUUAAAACGUACUAUUUACCACGGAAAAUCUGAAAUCCAAAUCUGAAAUUGGCGCUGCUUGAAUGUUCACUCUUGAUUUUAGUGUAAAGUAGACUUAUAAUUGGUCAAAAGUGGAGUGCUCAUGGCCAUGGAACUUUUGGAUAUGUAGAUAUUAGAAAAAAGUCACUCCUAGAAAUUAUAUUGUAGUAAAUAUCUUUGAAAAUGUGAACUGACUUAGAAAGCUGAGAAGCAGCGAUUAAAAUGAAGCAGUUUUAUAACACUGGUUCUAUAACAAGUUAACGCGUUUGAAAAGCCAUCUCUGGGGAGAGUCAGGACAAUUUUGUAAAUCUCUCGAAAACACUUAAAAGGUCAUACCGACAACAGACCAUCGGAUGAAAAGUCAAUUUUUGUGAACUCACCUCAGGAAUUUAUUUUUUCUUUGAUCAUAAAUUUCAGAGUGGGAAUUCGUCCUCUUGCCGAUGGAUAUGAAGUCAAGAUCGACGUUAAUAAUAUGACUUUGUCCAUUUUGCAAAGUUCACCACCAUUCCGCUCAUUCGCCGGAGAACUAAGGCGACUGUCCACCAUUGCUUAUGAAACUUUUCCUUGUGGUGUCAUGGGUACAAAUUGGAAAUGGUACUGGGAAGACAAUGGCAAUGUUUGGCGUACGUACGAUAAAGAUCAUUCGGUAAGCUCGAAUAAAUGUCUUACCUGGUUAAUCUAGGCUAUGGAGAAAAUAAAAUACGAAAAUAAACUUAAAUGUGUUUUGCUCUUUUAGGGAAGCGUUCUGCAGGGCCAUAUAGAGAAAUCUUUUCUCGAUGGCCGCCCCAAUUACACGUUUAAAACCUCAGAGCACGAAUACAACUUGGUAUUUAAUUCAGCAAGUAACAUGCAUCAAAUAAAUCUGAAACAUGGAACCAAGAGGGCGGUUAAAAGACGACCCGAAAAAGCUUUAACAAAUGAAGACAUGGAAGACUUGAUAUGGUAUGUACAUAUUGCGGUUUUAUCGCUGUCAGCGUGCAGAAAUCCAAAUGAUCAGUAAUCUUUUUUUCCUUCCUUAGUUUUCCCGUCUUUUUCGAAAACUAAACACACCACGAAAUAUAAAUACUGUGACCAGUUAUCAAAGACUGUUACAGGGGUUCUUGAUUUUCAAAAAGCAUUCAUGAAGCGGGAAAGGGAGGGAAAGAAAUGGGGAUCACCUUGUUUCAUGACAUUCUCAGUUACAAGUUUUUUCAUCUUUUUCCAUUUCUGUAGGGCGCACGGGGAUUCCUCCAGGAGGAGAAAGAUAGAAAACAGAACGGCUAUGUAUAACGUUCCAAACCACUGGUCUUCCUUGCCGCCCGAUGGACAGUAUAUUCGCGUCAUGUUAACGACAUCAUCAAAGGAAUAUAAAGAAGUGGAACAAUUGUUCCGAAAGUCGAUGAACGACCACAUUUCAAUUGAAAGGAUCGAGCGUGUACAGAACCCUUUCAUGUGGGAGAAGUAUUGCAGGUGAGAAGGAAAACAGAACUUGGAAGAAAAUGUAUGGAAAUGUAUAAAAUGAGAGCAGAAAGUUAUACAGCCAUAAACUUGCACAAAGUAUUAAUAGAAAUUUAGAUAUAGAGGAUAUAACACGGUGUAGAGACGAUAUCAAUUUUAGAAUAUAAAACUCAUAUCUUUGAGCUGACCUGUGAUUCUCUUUUUAUUUUAAGGACAGUAAAUAUACAUGACAAAGAUUGAAAAGCUUUCUUUAAUACAAUUACUGAGUAUAAAUGGUAGCAAACUACCCCUUGCCCAAAUUAUAAAAAGGUUCUUAUAUAACACCGUCAUUUGGAUCAAAAUGAUGUGAACUGGUUUUUAAUAAGCUUCAUAAAAAUUCGAUUCCUGACUUUGACAUGAAUCAUCAGAUACUUUUAUUUUCAGGCUCUUUUCAGUACGAACCUUUCAAGGCUGUUAAGCACGAACAUUUAUCUUUUUCUCGUCGUAAGUUUCGAGAAUUUCUUGAAAAUAUUUAGAUCGACAGAGUUUUAUCAACAUUUAUUUUUGUCUCCUCGCAAUUUUCGAGAAAUUCCUUUAAAAUCUUUAGAUCAGGCGGGGAUCGAAGCGUCGUUUUUCAAUAUGACCACUCGUGUUACAUACGGAAAAUACGCCACUCCCGGAUGUGGUAGCCACAUUGAUUCUACCAGUAUUUGAGUUUCCGGUAAUACAAUCCCAUCCAUAUAAUAAAUUCAUAUAUUUAAACGUAGGGAAAUUGAAUGAAACGUGCACACUUGGCACACUUGAGAUGACAUUCUUAAUAUGUCUAUUGAUAAUUAUGCAUUUUGCACCAAAUAAAGUUCCUUAAAUACUUGAAGGUCUCUUGUGGGUAAGACUAGGGACACUUUAAGAUUGGAAUUUAGGGGCAAAUGAAUGAUCAGCAAUAGCCAUUAUCUUUUGUUACCUACAAUAAGUCUUUCUGUUUCCUCUUGUUAGGAAGAAGCAGAGCAUGAGGCUAAUAGCCAGGAGCAAUCAACAGGCUGUCAAUGAGAUGAACUUGUUUCAAAGAACCACUCCAGACUCGGUGGAGGCCAUCUGCAAAGAAAACUUUGAUUGGCGUCUGCACGGAAGAAACGCAUCUAAGUAUGGUGAAGGAAGCUAUUUUGCAGUGAAUGCAUCAUACAGCCAUUCUUACGCAAAGAUAGAUGACAAUAUGUUUCAAUUCAUGUUCUUGAGCAAAGUUCUCGUUGGUUCAUUUACAGAAGGUCACUCCAAUUAUCCAAGACCACCGCCGAAGCAACCAUGAGAUCCCGCCAGCGAUUUUUACGACUCUUGUGUAGAUAACAAGUCUAAUUCCACAAUCUUUGUGGUCUUUGACACCGAUCAGUUCUACCCAGAAUACAUAAUCCAAUAUUCAUCUGCUCAGCCGAAGGCACCCACAAAAAAUACGAUAGCAAAGCCCCAGCCGAAACCUGUAAGUGCUCACACUUCUCUUAAGAGCCUCAGCACAGUAUCUAAACCGCGCCUACUUGCCGGCAACAAAAGCAGCUAUUUAGCUCCCUCUGUAUCUGCUAAGCCAAAGGCACCCACUCGAAAUACGGCAGCAGGACUCCAGCCGAAACGUGCGAGUUCUCACACUUCUCUUGAUAGCCUCAGCACAGUCUCUAAACCGAGCCUUCCUGCCGGCUACUUAGCUCCAGCUGUAUCAAGAUCUGGUAUUGCUAGCACCAACGCAACUACCCUCUCAAGCCGUGUUGGUGCAGCUCUCAACGCCAAUGGAUCUACAGUUUCCCAAGCUACCUCGCUGCAACAACCAACAACUACAAUGUCAGCAUCUCUAACCUCUCAAACGUAUCCUAGAGGAAAUUUGAAGCAGCAACCCACCAGUUUCAGUGGGCUUGGUUCUACAUCUCGGUCGAGUGGAUCUCCCGUGAGUGAUAACAAGCGAACUGUGUCCCAAACAAAACCGGGAACAAACCUUGUGUCCAGGCCUACAACUGCUCAAACAAACCACCAGGGGAUUCCAAAGAAACUACCCAUCACAUCCUGUAAUGUACACGAAACAGGUGCAAGUAGCAGCUCAUCAACCAUAAGAAGCCGGACAAACACAAAUAACGUCGACAAAGCAUCUUCCUCGAGCCGAUUGUCCGGAGAUUUGAAAAAGAAAAAGGACUGCAUGAUCAUGUGACGUAAAAGUGCAUUCUCUAAACCUUUUUAGGCGAGAACUCCUUUAUUUUCAGGUUUUCGCAAAUUACUGACAAUACAAAUGUCUACAAAAAAAAAAAAAAAAAAAAAAAAUAGGGUAAAACAAUUUCAUUCUACCGCCUAGCUCUAAAAUCUUUUGCCUGAUUUUAUCACUGCGUAGUCAGGUUUGUUUUCUACCGGCAAACAGUCUUGGUUACUGUAGUUACUCGAUACAGCCCAGCAGAUGGGAAGUCUAUCAAGACCCAACGCCGUCUACGAAUAAACGCUGCACCCAAUCGCAGGAAUGCGAUGUUAAUUGGAAGAUUAAUUAAGCAGAGGAACAAGUACGGCACACCGCAGUAAUCCUUACCGGUCAUGCCCAGUUUGUGGACACAUAACCUGCAAGAGAAUUUCGAUUCCGUCUCAGCAAGAAAAAGUAAGAUGUUACAACUUUGUUAAAAAUGAUUUGAAGAAAUUUGAUACUAGAAGGAAGCCAUCACGGAAUUAUUGCCGCACGGCCAAGAGGCACAGAAUUCAAUGAGAGGCCUCGGCCAGUCCUGGUUAUGGCGUUAAAUCCAUUGAAUAAGGUAGAAAUGAAUUUUUAGCGGGAGACCGUUGUAAAUUAACAAUGAAAGUUUGCUUUAGGAUGAAAAAAAACUGCUAGAGAAUCUUCUAUUUCCUUUUCCACUCAGAAUAUGUAUAAUUUUGCUGAAAUCUGUAGACUUUUUGUGGCAAAAAUUAUGAUUUUGUUACACCUUAAAACAAAACCAACUAAUUUGGGUGGAUGCCAUACUUGCUCGACAAUUGUCUUUUUUUGCCGAUUAUUCGUUUCAAUUUUUGAAUUUUUUUAGAUCAUAAUUCAAGCGUGAAUGAAUAAAAAUCUAAUCGCUUGAAACACACGAAAGAUGAUUUCGCGCGCGCAGCAGGUUUCCUAUUUCUGCUGUUCAAAGGAUAAAUGUUUGGUAUUGGCCUCAGGAAAAGGGGAAACGAUUCUUCGAGAUAUACCUGAUUUCUUCAAGUCUAACUUCCAAGAACCAAAAAGUUAUCAAUCCAAAAAUAAAAUGCGAAUAGGCUAGUUGGCCUUGGAAAUAUUCAUAAAAACGGCAAGAGAUGCAUGUGAAACGUACGUGAAGUGCGGGCAGGUAGUCACGAGAUUAAUGCGAGUCAAACUUAAGCGAAAGACAAUUAGGUGUUCAAUCUUGCGAUUCUUCGAGUUAAGUGUGAAUAAUAUGAUAAGUUUAACCAUGAUACGUAAAAAAAAAAAAAAGAAGAAAAACAAGCAAAAAGAUAAACAAAAGGGUAAACGAAUGAACAAACAGUCACCUCCACAUCUGAGUCACGUUACGUUUAUUUGCGUAGGGACAUUUGGCUGUUGGGAUCGGUGUGGUGGUUAUAUGCCUGUGAAGAAAGUAGCUCUCGUUCAAAUUAACCCGGCGUACACUUUCGUUUUUACUUUACUCUGCUCUCUUAUCGACCAACAACAUUUAGAAAGUAAAUUCGCGCAAAACAUGACGCCACCGACUCGCUUUUUAGCCCUUCAAAUUUUCUGAGUUGUGUGCUGGCUUUUCUUCUUUUUGUUUUUUUGCGAGGAUAGUUUUUCAUUUGCCCAAAGUUUUGUCUUUAUUUCUUUUUUGACAGCUUGCUAUAAAAAGAAACUAAAUUACAGUAAAAUUUGACUGAGCAGAGUUCUACGAAGAUGACAGCUUGUGACCAAAACGUCUGUAUGUUUUUAUUUAUCGCUAAUUAGUCACGCUAGAGUCAUAAACCUUUGAUCAAAGUUUUCAGUGUUUUUUUUUUUUACCAUUGCUACUCUUAUUACUAUUAUUGUUACUAUUAUUAUUAUCAUCAUUAUUAUUACUAAUAUAUUUCUGUUGUCUUGAGAGCGAUCUUAUGCCGUUUUUCUCAAUUUCCAUCGAUUGCAAAACUCUAAUAUCAACAAUUGUCAGUCGCGUGCCAUUUGGUCGCCAUGUAUUUCAGUUGAGAUUUACACCUUCCAUAAACCAACUGCGUAACGCUAGGGCGAUGAACCCACCAAAGACGAAAUUCAUUGUUGCCACAACACCGAUAGUCAUCAAGACCAUCCACGUAAAUUGGAAGAUGAAAAUGAAAACCAGGUACAGAAGAUGAACAGAGAAUCCAACAAUCUUCCAAUAAAUUGGCCUGGAGUAAUAAGCGCAUUCAAUUGCGACAGAGAUCAGAAAAAACAUGGCCACCACGUGUAUUGCUCUCACAAACGCUCGGCCAGCGGAAGAACGGCCAUUCAGGGUAUCUAGUUUGUCUUGAAUGAACUGCUUUUGUUCAACACAGGCGGCAUGUAAUGAAUAAAGAUGCAUCUUAAUCUGCUCUGUAGUGGCUGAGGCAUAUUCACGAAACGCAUCCCAAGUCGGUUGGACGGUUUGGUAAACAUUUCCACAGGAAGAAUUCCAUACAUCCCCGAUAGUGUCUUUCAUCCUCGCCAACCUACCUUCAGAAGUCAUCGUAAAUCCGCUAUUUCUUUAUUCAAAAGAACAGUUUUCUGACUCUAUUUACCAUUCGCGAAUUAAAUUUCCAAUAGUUUCAAAGGGCAAAAUGCAAAUGAUGACCUAAGAACUAAGGUAGACUUUCUCCCUUAGAGUCACAUGAAUGUCAUACCUUCUUAGUCCUAAACACAAC